AUGCAUCUGGAGAAGGAAGGCGGCCGGCUGAGCUCCGGCAAGCUGGAGGUGGAGCUCCAUCAGACGUCCGCUUCCCCGCCUGCUGGCCUGGGACUCACCGCCAUCACCCGCCGGCCACAGCUGGGAGUCAGGGGGGCAGACCCCGAGGGCCCCUACCCCCAGCAGGCGGCCGGGCAGAGCUGCUGGGCUCCUGUGGACCAGGAUUUUGGUUCCUUCCUCACAGAGCAGAGGUCUCACUUGCCUUUCACCGGGUUCUGCAGCUCCAGGCCCCGAGAAGCCUGCUGCACAGAAAGCACGCCUCUGCUGGGGGGCCCCUCCCAGGAGCGGGGGGCGCGGUGCCUGCCCGUCUGCCACCCGGAGCUCAUCACGGCGGAGUCCUGGGACCUCAGCUCGGCCGAGUGGGAGGGCACGUCGCUGCUGGGCAGUGAGGCGGCCGGGUCCUCCAGAUCCGCCUCCUCGGACAGGGGGGACCUCCUGGAAGGGGCUCCCGUCCCGUUCCGCCUCUCCAAGCUGAGGCGCUGUGCGCGGCGGCUGAAAGUCACGGGCCUCUUCGUCUUCGUGGUGAUGUGCUCGGUCUCGUUCAGCCUGUAUCCCGACGAAGGGAAGCUCUGGCAGCUGCUGGCCGUGUCGCCGCUGGAAAGCUACUCUGCGAACCUCAGCAGCCGGCCCGACUCCACGCUGCUCCGGGUGGACCUGGCGGGGGCCCUGCUGGCCGGCGGCCCGAGUCGUCCGGGAAGAGAAGAGCGUGUGGUGGUGGAGGUGACGCAGGCCAGCGCUCCCGGCUCCAGGCGGCGGCCCCAGCAG
Molecule: messenger RNA, 804 nt
Organism: Myotis lucifugus (little brown bat)
Lineage: Eukaryota; Metazoa; Chordata; Mammalia; Chiroptera; Vespertilionidae
Product: P protein-like
Exons: 6
Biological process (GO): melanocyte differentiation; melanin biosynthetic process
Cellular component (GO): melanosome membrane
Source: RefSeq, a predicted model, not a curated record